Molecule: messenger RNA, 1642 nt
Organism: Andrographis paniculata
Lineage: Eukaryota; Viridiplantae; Streptophyta; Magnoliopsida; Lamiales; Acanthaceae
Product: cytochrome P450 85A1
Exons: 8
Coding region: 115-1506 (463 amino acids)
Biological process (GO): sterol metabolic process
Molecular function (GO): oxidoreductase activity, acting on paired donors, with incorporation or reduction of molecular oxygen; monooxygenase activity; heme binding
Source: RefSeq, a predicted model, not a curated record
ACCAGCCCGUACAAACUAGAGCAAAUCACAUAGCUUUCAAAGCUCUUCCCCCCUUCCCCCUCACACUUUCUACAAUAGCCAUAGAGAGAGAGUUUCUAGAAACAAAGAGAAUUAAUGGCUGCCUUACUUGUGAUCCUGGGGGCCUUUUGGGGCCUAUGCAUCUUGAGUAUUGCUUUACUGAGAUGGAAUGAGGUCAGGUACAGGAAGAAAGGAUUGCCUCCUGGCACCAUGGGGUGGCCAGUUUUUGGGGAGACUACGGAGUUUCUAAAGCAAGGUCCAGGCUUCAUGAAAAGCCAGAGAUCAAGGUUUGGAAGCUUCUUCAAAUCGCAUAUACUGGGAUGUCCCACCAUUGUUUCAAUGGAUCCAGAGCUUAACAGGUACAUCCUGGUGAAUGAAGCUAAAGGCCUUGUCCCUGGUUAUCCCCAGUCAAUGUUGGACAUCUUAGGGAAAUGCAAUAUUGCAGCUGUCCAUGGCUCUGCCCACAAGCAUAUGAGAGGAGCAUUGCUUUCUCUCAUCAGCCCUUCCAUGAUUAAGGAUCAACUCCUGCCAAAAAUCGAUGAUUUCAUGAGAUCCCAUCUCAGUAAAUGGGAUAACCAAAUUGUGGACAUUCAGGAGAAAACUAAAGAGAUGGCCUUCCUAUCAUCUCUAAGGCAAAUAGCAAGCAAUGAAGCUGGUGGUAUAUCUCAAGCAUUCAUGCCUGAUUUCUUCAAACUGGUGUUAGGGACUAUUUCACUCCCCAUCAAUCUUCCCAACACAAACUAUCGUCAAGGACUUCAGGCAAGACAGAACAUUACAACCUUCUUGAGACAACUGAUAGAAGAAAGAAGAUCAUCAGGUGAAAAUCAACAGGACAUGCUUGGUUACCUAGUGGGUGGAGAAAAUAAAUACAAGCUAUGCGACGAGGAGAUGAUUGACCUAAUCAUCACAAUUCUCUACUCUGGAUAUGAGACUGUGUCAACUACUUCUAUGAUGGCAGUCAAGUAUCUUCAUGAUCAUCCAAAAGUACUCGAAGAAUUGAGAAAGGAACAUAUAGCAAUAAGAGAAAGAAAAGGACCUGAGGAUCCUAUAGAUUACAAUGACUACAAAUCCAUGCGCUUCACACGUGCGGUCAUAUAUGAGACAUCAAGACUAGCCACAAUAGUGAAUGGAGUUCUGAGGAAAACAACUAGAGAUAUGGAAAUAAAUGGAUACACCAUUCCUAAAGGGUGGAGGAUAUACGUCUACACGCGAGAAGUUAACUAUGAUCCACAUCUCUAUCCUGAUCCCCUAGCCUUCAAUCCAUGGAGAUGGCUGGAUAAAGGCCUAGAACAUCAACACCAGUUCCUGAUUUUCGGAGGAGGCACCAGGCAAUGCCCCGGGAAAGAACUAGGACUGGCCGAGAUUUCCACAUUCCUUCAUUAUUUUGUGACCAAAUACACAUGGAAGGAAGUCGGUGGAGACAAGCUUAUGAAAUUUCCGAGAGUUGAAGCGCCAAACGGGCUUCGCAUUAGGGUUUCUGCACGCUAACACCCAAAAUAACAAUGUACAGAGUGAGGCAACCAAAUUGACCCAGCGGAUCAGAGUAGAUUUUUCGGAUGUACAAAAAUUUUCGGCUAACACGAGCAUUAGAGAAAUUCAGAAACCGUUUAGCACAACAAAAUUA